AUGUCUGGAAACAGCUGUUCUGGGAAAUGCCCCUCUGUGCCAGCCAUCUCUCUCUGCUCCACUGAUGUGAGCUGCGGAGGGCCUGUCUGCCUGCCCAGUUCCUGCCGGAGCCAGAAGUGGCAACUGGUGACUUGUCAAGAUAGCUGCGGAUCAUCUAGCUGUGGCUCCCAACACUGUCAGCCCUCCUGUCUCGUGAGCAGCUGUGCCCAACCUGUGUGCUAUGAGGCCACCAUCUGUGAGCCCUCCUGUCCUGUGACCAACUGUGCCCAACCUGUAUGCUGCGAGGCCACCAUCUGUGAGCCCUCCUGUCCUGUGACCAGCUGUGCCCAACCUGUGUGUUAUGAGGCCACCAUCUGUCAGCCCUCCUGUUCUGUGACCAGCUGUGCCCAACCUGUGUGCUAUGAGGCCACCAUCUGUGAGCCCUCCUGUCCUGUGAGCAGCUGUGCCCAACCUGUGUGCCAUGAGGCCACUAUCUGUGAGCCCUCCUGUCCUGUGAGCAAUUGUGCCCAGCCUGUGAGCUGUGAGGCCACUAUCUGUGAGCCUUCCUGCUCUGUGAGCAGCUAUGCCCAACCUGUGAGCUGUGAGACCCCUUCCUGCCAACCAGUCCUCUGUGUACCCACUCCCUGCCAGCCCAUUGUAUGCAAACCCAGCUGUUGCCAACCAGUGGUCUGUGAGCCUACUUGCUGUCAGCCAGCGUGCCCCACACCUAGCUGCUGUCCAUCUGUCUGCUCUGUGGCUAACAGCUGCCAGGAGCAAUCUUGCUCGGAGCCCAGCAUCUGCCAGCCAGCUACCUGUGUGGCUCUGGUCUGUAAGCCUGUCUGCCUCCGCCCUGUCUGCUGUGUUCCAAGCCCUUGUGAGCCACCUUGUGUCUCCAGCACUCGCCAAGAGCCCUCUUGCUGCAUCUCCAGCAUCUGCCAACCCAUCUCCUCUGAGCCCAGGCCCUGCUCGCCAAGUGUCUCUGUGUCCAGUUCAUGUCAACCUACCCGCUACAUAGUCAAGCGCUCUCGGUCUGUCUGCUGUGAGCCCGUUUCCUGCCCAUCUACCUCCUGCCAACCUCUCUGCUGCCGCCUGGGAUCUUCUGCAUCUGCCAUCUGCCAACCAAGUUGCUCUCGGACUUUCUACAUACCCAGCUCCAGCAAACAGCCUUGUACUACUUCAAUUUCCUACCGCCCGAUUUGCCGCCCAAUCUGCUCUGGACCCAUCACCUACAGGCAGCCGUAUGUGACAUCCAUAUCCUACCGUCCUGCCUGCUACCGCCCAUAUUACUCCAUCCUGCGCCGCCCCGCCUAUGUCACUUCUGUUUCCUACCGCCCAGUCUGCUCCCACCUGCCUUGUGCCGACCCCUGUAAACGGGAUUGUAGAAAGUCCACUUCCAGCCAACCGGAUUGUGCUGACUUAACAUCCUGCAAAGGGGAGGUCUCAGAGAAGAGUCCCUGCCAGCUCACUGAGGCCAAACCCACCAGCCCAACCACCCGUGAGGCCACAGCCAGGCAGCCUGCUGCCACCAAACCUGCCAACUGA
Diceros bicornis minor is the source of this 1521-nucleotide messenger RNA. RefSeq names its product keratin-associated protein 16-1. Lineage: Eukaryota; Metazoa; Chordata; Mammalia; Perissodactyla; Rhinocerotidae. The record is from RefSeq and is a predicted model, not a curated record. Gene Ontology annotation, cellular component: keratin filament. The coding region runs from base 1 to 1521 and encodes 506 amino acids. The transcript has a single exon.